This is a messenger RNA of Durotheca rogersii, 1175 nucleotides long. RefSeq lists its product as uncharacterized. Gene Ontology annotation, biological process: regulation of DNA-templated transcription. The record is from RefSeq and is a predicted model, not a curated record. NCBI's taxonomy places the organism in Eukaryota, Fungi, Ascomycota, Sordariomycetes, Xylariales, Xylariaceae. Gene Ontology annotation, molecular function: zinc ion binding; DNA-binding transcription factor activity, RNA polymerase II-specific. The coding region runs from base 377 to 778 and encodes 133 amino acids. The transcript has a single exon.
CCUAGGUAUAACAGGUACCUACGUGCAUUACUUGCCUACCGUAGGUAAGUACCUCCUAGGUACCUACAGUAUCUAAAUGCCUGCCUUAGGGUUCUGCGAUGGGGCUUGGUUAUAUUGGCAGACCCAGUAAAUCCAGCAUCAUCCUCUCCUCCAACCUUCAACCCGACAACCUUUUCCUCCCUCUUCUCCACGUAGUCGUUUAGAUCCUCUUUUCAUUCGUCCAGGGAAAAGCCGAGGUAGAAUCGCCACGCAAGGCUAAAUCUAUGUGACCCCAGAGACCGAUAUGGGGUUAGCAUUUGGGCGGGAUCUAGAGAAGUGAUUCAGAGCGAGUGGGCGGAGGCCAAGCUGGGCAGAAGGGUGGGAUAAAGACAGCAUCAUGUCACGUCCCCUCCGAUCCAAUUGUGACCGGUGUCACUCGCAAAAGCUGAAGUGCCCAAAGCAACUGGGCCUCGCUACUUGCACGAGAUAUCUCAAAGCCGGCGCCAGCUGUAUCUUCAGCCUGGCUAAGCCCAACGCUCGACGCACCGUGCCCACCUCGGCUUACCUAAGCAGCGAUUUGGACAUGCAAUUCGAUUGGCCCUCUCUAGAUCUCGAGACUGCCUUGAUAACCCCUCCGGGAGCUCCCCAGGGCGCCCAGCCGGCCGCGACCUACCCGGUUGGCCUUCUAGAUGCAGCCGACGAGGACCCCCGAUACGUCUUCGUCCACCAGCUUACUGCUUUGGCCGUCGAUAUCGAUAAAGUGUCUCUUGGCCUGUCCUCCAUAUCGCAAAUUCGUUGAACCUAAAACAAUUAGAGCAGGUCAAGGCCGUGCUGACAAAACUAGGCUUGAUGAAGCAGUCGUCGGAAAAAGAAGAAAAAAGGAGAUGGGAAAAAAAGAGAGAGCAAAACAAGCCCGCCACCGUCGCAGGUUCGAGCUUCGAGCUUGCGAGGCCUCGGGAAGAGAAUUUAGGAGGUAGUAAUGGCUAUCGCCAGGUUCUCGAGUAUAAGAUAACGAAUCCGCCGGUCGGCGAAAGUGAGACGAUGAAAGAAGGUGGUGGUAUGAUUUGCUACUUAGUAAUAAAAUAAUACCCUUUGUUAGGUUUGGCGAGGUCUGUUCCAUCCUUUUGUCUAGCGCUACAGAAUAAUUGUUUUUACAAUACUUCCUGUAAUUACCGCAUAGGAUAAGACCAGAAUGA